Lepus europaeus (European hare) is the source of this 939-nucleotide messenger RNA. Its product is annotated as RUN domain-containing protein 3B-like. The record is from RefSeq and is a predicted model, not a curated record. Lineage: Eukaryota; Metazoa; Chordata; Mammalia; Lagomorpha; Leporidae.
AUGGCUUUUAAAGCUCCAGGCAUCAUGUUCCUGUUCAUGGCAGAGGAAGAGGGGAUGGGACAGCUCCAGCAUGACCUCCUCGGUGCUUUUAUAAUGAAGAAACUCUCUGCCAAACUACCCACAAGCCUUCCCUUCUUGCCUCACUGUCUUGAACUAUGCCUUAAGAACAGAUGGGAAAUGGGGAAAAAUUCUCAGGGGCGGGGUCAUACUCUCAGGACUCCAUUGCGUGCGGGUGUGCAUGGGCUGUGUGGAGCUUGUCGCUGGUCCCUGGCUAUUUUGGAACAGAUUCUAAGUCACUGGCUAAAAUGUCAAGUCACCUGGUUUAGCUAUGAAAGUCCUCGGAGCUUCAGGGAUUGUAUCAGAGUGGCUUGCCGCAAAGUUUCACAGACCUGCAUCUGCAGCAUUGAAAAUAUGGAAAACGUCAGUUCCUUCAGAGCUAAGGGUAGAGCCUGGAUCAGAGUGGUACUCAGAGAGAAGCAUUUAUCCGAAUAUAUCUCCACAGCCCUGGGAGACUUCAAAACAACCAGGAGAUUUUAUGAAGAUGGAACAAUUGUUUUGGGUGAGGAAGUAAAUAUGCUUGCUGGCAUGCUGCUUGAACUCAAUGCUAUCGAUUUCAGCUUUUCCAAGGAAGAGCGAUUGGACGGCCACUUUCCUGCUAUUAUAGACUAUACACCAUAUCUGAAGUUUACCCAAAGUUCUGAUAAUAUCAGCAGUGACGAGGAGGAGCUGAGGACUUUGGGUAGCAGUGGUAGUGAAAGCAGGACUCCAGAGAAUGUGGGGCCUCCAUUCAUCACGGAUGAGAACAGUUGGUUCAAAAAUGAGAAGGCUUUUAAAAAAUUUUAUAGAUCCUCCAAACUAGUAAUUCAUUGCAAACUGUACAUAUUUACUCUUCAACUGAUGUUUUAUAUACUUAAGUGUAUCUUAGUGACCAGAGAAUAA